Molecule: messenger RNA, 2917 nt
Organism: Amoebophrya sp. A120
Lineage: Eukaryota; Dinophyceae; Syndiniales; Amoebophryaceae
Source: the annotation of a GenBank genome assembly
CUGACGAGGCCCGGCCGGCCAAAGGGGGCGCUUGGUCGCCCUUUGUUUUCUCAUCUAUGUUUCCGCGCCGGCGCCUCGAGUCCGACCGAGUGCGCGGGCGCGCGCGUUCGGCCCUGCCGGCCUCGAUUUACCAUAGCGGGAGCGGCCUAUUGUGUUUGCGGCCUCGUCGCGGCCCCAUAUGAAGCGGUUUUCGCCAGCUGCCGCCGGCGGGCCUGCAGGGUCCCAUUGGCUGGGCUUGGUUGCGCAUGUGCUGGCACGCAAUGUAGUAUGUGCAGAUCGACUGCGAUCAGGGAGCCACGACUUCUUGGAGUGAAGCGGCUGUUGCGGCGAGACCACGCGUGCCGAGGAGCCCCGCGGGUCGCAAUGAAUGGUAGCGGUGAGAAGUGAGUGUUCAGUGAUGUCUUCAUUAUUUUUUGGUGUCUUCGUUUUGUCGCCUCGCGUGGACGGCUUCCCUCUUUGUUUUUUCGGUGCGUGCAAUGUCCGCCAUUUCAAGUCUGAUCCGGCAACUUGAUUUGCACUGUUUUUGAAGUCUGACGACCCGGCCAAUCCUAUGUGCGUGGGAAGUUGAAGUGCCGCUCGUUACCAUGGGCCCGCAGCCGAAGUCGACGGUGUCCUCGAAAGGCCGGCCGGUCUCCGUGCCGCGUUUGGCAUUGACUGGCUGCGCCGGACCUGCUCUCGAAGCGAAGACGCUGCCUGUCCGCCAUGACGCAUAUCAUGUGACGCCACGGCAUGAAGCGGUUGCGGCAUUUUCCGCUCGCGCGAUGCAGGAAUUCCGCGACUCCGGGUCUGUCGUGCUUGAUGAGCGGACGAGCCGAAGCCAGAACGUGACUCCGAGGGCGGUAGGAGGUGCCACGUCGGGCGCAACUCCAAGAAACAUCAAUGGUCAAACUGCUUCUAGUUGUAGCACCACGAGAAUCACCGAUCCGUACUACGGAACUACUCCGCGAGCGGGAGCGAACGCAGCUUAUGGGAAAGCUUCUGCCAGUGUAAAAACCCUCCUCGAAGACGGCAGUCCGAGGCAAACCUACAGUGCGAAAGCUUCUGCGCGAAGCGCCCGCGGAGAGGGAGAGCACGCGGCAACGAGUACGGCAAAGGAAAAGACGACUGCAAAGGGAAUGAUCCAGCUUCGAACAGUAUUUCUAGUGGGAUCGCAUUGCAAUAAUGAAUGGCCUCAAAAUUACAUGAUUUGUCGCUCAUUCAAGAUGACUUUGACGCAGAUGCAAAAGAAAAAAAGUUUUCCCUCUGUCAAAAACUACAGCAAACGUACAAAAGUCCGUUUACCAGACGAGAAAACCGAGACGACUUCGAGUCGAGCAUCCGCGUUCUCUUCACUGAAUACGAGAAAGGCGGUGAAUUGGAUGCGACACACCUUCCCGAAAUGUUGCGGCGCUUAUUCCGAGGUAAGAUUUCUACUUUGACGUACCUUCUCUGGCUACUCAUCUUUCGCCCUGCUUAUUGUAUCCAUUUUCUGAAGUUCGUUGGGAUUGGGUUUAUUUUUCUAAGUUAAAAGAAGAGAAAUCAAAAUAAGAUGUGCAAAAAUCGCAAUAACAGCCGACCUCAACCCCGAGAUGCUAGUGGAUUUCAAGCGAGGUUUGUUUGAGCGUCUCGGCCCGACAACCGAGUUUUUGACCGACGAAGGAGUGUUCCACGCGCUAGCGCACUUCAUUCUGGACCACCAGCCGCCCGCGGUCGCAAAAGUGAUUCUUGGUGCCGCGCCAGUCGCCACCCGGGACCCGAAAAAGGUCAUGAAACGGAUUUCGCUGCACUCGCCAAAACUGGUUGCGCAUUUGCAGCGUGGGGACUCCGAUGAGCUGGGGGAAACUUGGAAAGACGUGAUGACGGCGGAACAGGCUCUCGCAGAAAUGGACCAGUGCUUCGAAAACGAGAUCGAGAAAACGCAAGCGGCAAAAGGCGAAGUUCUCGAAAAGGACGCAGCCUCAUCAAAAGAUCUUCAGCAAGAAGUCUCCUGCUCCCCCCUUCCACCAGCGCGGGCAUCGCAGGCGGUCCGCGCGCGCAUGUCAGAGCUGGUCAUCCCGCAACUCGCUUUACCCGUCUCCAGCAGCACGACCCAGUCGUCCGCUACGCCGCGCCGGCGCGCGACGACGAUGAACGUGUCCCGUCGGGAUGUGUUGAGCGCUCGCGCAACAAAGGAGUUGUCGGAGGUGACCAAGUCGGAAAUUAGUUUGCGCCGCCUGUUUCGGGAGCACUGCGCGGCGCACCAAGGGAGAGAAAACGGCACCAAAAUGCAUCCGCCGAGUACCACGUUCGACUUGAUACCGCUGUUGUUACGGGAGCUGGGGUUCCCGGACCUACUGGAGGACCGGUACGACCACUACGUGCAGACUUUCCGCGAGCAGCGCGCGGAAACGGAGGUGGCGGUGUCGGGAAGAACAAGCGCGAGGGCAGGAGUGAAAAAUACGCCACGAAGUAGUUCUACUGCGACUCAGGUUCUUGGAGGUACUACACCACGCGGGAGAGGAGUAGUACCCUGCGCGCGCGAUUUCGGCGAGCUGGAAGAGGUGGACUUUCACAUGUUCAAGGCACUUGUCAACAGCGUGGCGGCCGCGCAGCAGGAGAACGGUUCUGGCUGAAAAGGGAAUGAGAGAGGGGGAGAGCAGAAACAGAAAUGCAGUGGAAAUCAAUCUUGUUUCGUAAAUUCAAAUUCAGUAAAAAACCUAUUGAUUUACUUACCCAUAAAAAUGUAGGAUAGCGAUCAUGAUGAAAAGUAGAAGUAGAAAAGUUCGGUCGUACUUUGAUGAAUACAUUAGUGAUGUCAUGAUACCGAGUGUACGCUUAAUGUGAAUUUCAACCAUUACAUACAGCAAAGAACUACAGUUCAGUUGGCUUCAUGUACAACAAGUGAAUCAUGCUCAGAUCGUACUGGUAUACUCACAGACACUGUGCUAUUGAAGAACAA